Messenger RNA from Cryptotermes secundus, 1254 nucleotides. RefSeq lists its product as uncharacterized. The record is from RefSeq and is a predicted model, not a curated record. The transcript is spliced from 4 exons. NCBI's taxonomy places the organism in Eukaryota, Metazoa, Arthropoda, Insecta, Blattodea, Kalotermitidae. The coding region runs from base 122 to 439 and encodes 105 amino acids.
CACAACGUGGCUGUAUAUAAAAGUUGUGUGAGCGUCUCGACGCUACAGCAGUAGCAGGAGACCGACGCCGACGCACGCAAACCUGUUGCGCUCCUGUCCCUUCCUGGCACAACGAAUAAAGAUGUCACGCCACACAUUCUUGGCAUUUCUUCUCUUUCUGGUCAUAAUGACUAUGUGCUGCUCAGCAUAUAAUGAUGAUCGACCUAUCUACAAGUGGAGUCCUCUGUGGUUCAGCAGAUAUUUCCGCAACACGCAAAUGUACAAAAGAGGUCCACCUGUAGAACUUCCUGAGAUACAAGACACCCAGGAGGAAUGUGUUCCAGAAAACCAGAGAUGUGGUUACUGGGGUCUGGAAAUGCCUUGUUGUAACCUCGGUCACUGCAUCAUGGACCACUGCGUAUCGAAAGAGAACAUGUAUGCAUACAACCAAGGACCAUAAAUUUAUAUUGAAUAUUUUGUCUCAGUGCACUACAUUCUGGAUAUUAACCUGUACCUCAAAGCAUUAUCAUUUAUAUUUUCCAUGCACAUAUUAACUUCAAAUAUUGCCUGAGAUGUUGUGACUUAAGCAAGUGACUUCUGUCUUGGUAUUCUAAUAUAAUGACAAUGUAAUCUUAAUUACAACAACAUUUCUUCCUAUUACAGAAAGGUAAAAUAUUUUUAAACAAAACAUAACAGAAUAUAACUUAACUCUAACCUCAUUAUUUGUUAUAAUUUAAUAUGUCUGAACACUUUUUAAUCUAGUCCUUCAAAUAAAUGUAGAAUUGUCAGGAGACUGUAGACGAAACAAAUUUUCAAAGCUUAAUUGCACCAGAAUUAACACCAUCAGUUAUGAUUUGAAGACAUGCAUAAUUCAAACUUCUCCAUAUUUGUAACCCAUUAUUUUUAGAAAGAUUAAUUUAAUUUUCAUAGCAGGUAGUCAGUCAAUCAGUCUAAAAUUCCUAAUAUACAGAGCAAUACAUGUAAAAGGGCACUGCUUUCACAUAUUUACCUCUCUCAUAAGUGUCCUAGAUCACUUAUCCCCACUCUUUUGUCAAUGACUACAAAAUGUCCAUUAUCAGCUUCAGUGAUUAACCCUUUCACUGACAUGCACAAAGAAUUUCCGUACUGUAGAAAUGCUCAUCAGAGAACACAGACAAAUAUUUGAUACAAAAGUAGCUUUAAAUAUGUUACAUGUCACUAAUUUCGUGGACUGUGGUUUUAUCCCAUUAUAUUACAAGGUAUUCACAUACACUUAUAUAGAUCCACAUCAACCCU